Messenger RNA from Aspergillus wentii DTO 134E9, 2011 nucleotides. RefSeq names its product phosphoinositide binding protein ATG18. NCBI's taxonomy places the organism in Eukaryota, Fungi, Ascomycota, Eurotiomycetes, Eurotiales, Aspergillaceae. Gene Ontology annotation, molecular function: phosphatidylinositol-3-phosphate binding; phosphatidylinositol-3,5-bisphosphate binding; protein binding. Gene Ontology annotation, cellular component: phagophore assembly site membrane; cytosol; fungal-type vacuole membrane. Gene Ontology annotation, biological process: protein localization to phagophore assembly site; protein lipidation; autophagy of mitochondrion. The record is from RefSeq and is a predicted model, not a curated record. The transcript is spliced from 5 exons. The coding region runs from base 380 to 1675 and encodes 431 amino acids.
CAAACGUCAACGAACGAACUGCUGUUCAGCGAUCCCCCGGAUCCUUCGUGAUACUUACAUACAUACAUACCUUUGCUAUCGUCUAUCCACUUGUCGACUAUCUACUGGCUGAUUGUUCUUGCUGGGCAUGCAGUGCAUCGGCCGAUGAGCCACGGGAAAUGCGACGCGAGGAUCGAUUGUCUGUGACGCAAGUUCCCACUCCUGCGAUGGGAUCGUCUUGAAACCCCUCCGCCUUCAUCCCAUUCCCAUCAUUAUUUCCGAUUUGCUACCGCGGAGUAUUUAUUUUGUUGAGGAUCCGACGAACUAGGGUCCUGAGAUCGAGGGUGGGAUUAUUUUCUUUUGCCUGUGGCGCAUUCAUAUUUGAUCGGAGGUCGACAAGAUGGCGAUGAACUUCGUGACGUUCAACCAGGACUACAGCUAUCUGGCUGUUGCGACGUCCAAAGGGUUUCGAAUAUUCACAACGGAUCCGUUCGCCAAAAGCUAUGAGACCAAAGAAGGCAAUAUCGCUCUCAUUGAGAUGCUGUUCUCGACAUCCCUGGUUGCCCUGAUUCUAUCGCCCCGUCGCCUUCAGAUCACUAAUACCAAGCGCCAAUCUACAAUAUGCGAAUUGACAUUUCCGACGACGGUACUAGCAGUCAAGUUGAACCGAAAGCGACUGGUGAUUGUUCUAGAAGACCAGAUUUACCUCUACGAUAUCCAGACCAUGAAGCUCUUGUAUACAAUCGAAACAUCACCGAACCCCCACGCAAUAUGCUCCCUAUCGCCGUCUUCUGAGAACUGCUAUCUCGCAUACCCUCUUCCGCAGAAAGCGCCCCCUGCAUCGUUUAAUCCUCCAUCCCAUGCUCCUCCCGGAACGACUCACGUCUCACCGACAAGCGGCGAUGUCUUGAUAUUCGACACUUUGAAACUGGAAGCAAUCAACGUCGUCGAGGCCCACCGAUCUCCGUUAGCAUGCAUCACGCUCAAUAGUGAGGGAACACUUCUGGCGACUGCUUCUGACAAGGGAACUAUCAUCCGGGUGUUUUCGGUUCCCGAUGGCCACAAACUAUAUCAAUUCCGACGAGGCUCCAUGCCCUCCAGAAUCUAUAGCAUGUCCUUCAAUACCACCUCAACUCUCCUUUGCGUUUCUUCUUCCACGGAGACGAUUCAUUUAUUCAAACUGAUUCAAGGUCAAACCUCGGAUGGUUCACCUUCGUCUUCUUCCCCUGUGGGCCGCGAGAGGGCUUUCAGUGCAAGCUCUUCCACAUAUUCUCCAGACGGCGACGAAACGAGCGGGGAGAUAGCGGGGUCUCCCGACUUUGCUUCGAGGAAGCAUAAUGGGACACUGAUGGGAAUGCUUCGGCGAACUUCACAGAAUGUCGGAAGCACCGUUGCUGCCACGGUUGGUGGCUAUCUUCCCAAGGGGGUCAGUGAGAUGUGGGAACCAGCACGGGAUUUUGCUUGGAUCAAACUACCAAAACCGAAUCAAGGGCCUGGUGGACAUGCGAACACCGGGCCCCUUAGGAGCGUGGUUGCAAUGAGCAGCAACACUCCCCAAGUAAUGGUUGUAACCAGCGAUGGUAACUUUUACGUGUUCAAUAUCGAUCUUUCCAAAGGUGGAGAGGGAACUCUGACCAAACAAUACUCGGUACUUGAUUCCAAUGAUAGAUUGGGAUACUCAGUAACAGAUUACUGAGUUUCUUUAAUUCGUCACAUAUAUUAGUAUUAUUUUUUUGCCCAGAAAUUGCCAGCGUUGGGUUCUUUAUUUGAAGCGUCUUUCUAUUCGUUUGGUGCAGGCCGUUCCAAUGUCUUUCUCCUUUGCUGCUCCAUUUGAUAUGCAUUUUCUCCAUCUGCGCUUUGCAGGAUAUAUUUUAUCUAAACGCUCUACCAUGAGAAGAUACUCCGUACAAGCUUUAUGUAUAUAGCCUUGUUGUCACAUCUAUUAUUAUAGCUAUACACCUGUUUGUAAUUCGUAGCAGCCUGCAAUUUCUAUUUUACGUGCUUAUAAAUGAGUCGUCAUUUUGUAUUCCCA